GAGGUAAAUAAUAAAAAUGAAAUUCAGACGUGAGACUUAGCGCGAACUAUCAGUAAUCCAUAUACAUAUCUACUUCAUCUGUGAACAAAACAUAAUACAUAAGUAUAUAUUCCAAACACGAAUCGAAUGCGCAGUUUCCUAACUUAAAAAAAGUUAAAAAUCACAAAUUCAAAUACAACUGUUGUCUGGAUUCGUAAGUAUAUAUCCUCCUAUGACAGUAAUAAACAUAAUGAAGAAAACUAUUAAUAACAAUUUACCUGGAACUCUGCCUUCAUCAAAUGUAAUAGACAGUAAAUUUGUUGAUUUAUCCUCAAAAUAUUUACCAGAACUACUAGAAUUACGUGACCGUCAAUUAAAAUUGCUAAAGAACAAAUUGUUUAUUGAAAAGCUACCAGACAAAGGAUUAAAGAUUCAUUCUUUAUACAAUAAAAUAGAAAAUGAAAUAAAAUUAAAACAAGAUGAGGAACAAGCAUGUUCUCUGUUCAGCAAAAUGAAAUUAGAAUCAAUUGAUAAAAGCUCUAUGCAAGACAUCGAAUGGAAAGGAAAAGUAGCCUAUGAUAAUAAAGAUACUUAUUUAGAUUCCGAUGAUGACAGUGAACCCGAGGAUGUUUUUAAUAUUUUAAGCCAAAAUACAGCUGAUAAGAAAAUAGUUAAAAUACUAAAUUCACAGAAACCUUUAAUAACAACUGAAGAUCUCAUAAACAUAGAAGAAGUACCACAUGUUAAAUAUUUAGUCAAAAUAACUGAGGAAAAUAUUAAACUAAAACCCCAUGGUCAGUUCAAGCCAUAUAAAACAACAAUAUCUGAUGUUCAUAAACCAGAAAAAGAAAUUCAGAGGAAAAAACAUAAAAAUUGGGAAAUAACAUCUGCUACACCACCUCCAAUAGUUCAUGCUCCAGCAAAAGUUUUGUCUAUAAAGGAAUCUCUAAAGCUUCAACGAGAAUAUAACAUACAUUUAAAAGAUAUUGAAACCCAGCAUGCCGCUAAAAAGUUAUUCGCAAAGGCUGGUGUUAAAAUGCCUGAAUUACCUAUAGACACUUCUAAGUUUGGAGAGUAUAGAUCUAAAAUGGACAGUGAUGAUUCUGAUGGCUCAGAAUCAGAUACUGAAGGGAGUGACAAAGAAGUUCUUGAUGAGGAACCAGAAAGAGGUGGUGUCAUAUUUACAGUUAUGAAAUGAUUAUUGUAUUAAAUAAUUAUGGAAUUGAGAUAAUCAAGAGUCUUGUGUAAAUAUUCACACACAUAAGAAAGUGUUAAGUGUUUGCCUAGCAGAGCUACAUAGGAAAAUAUAUUUAAAAUAAACAUUUCUGUUACU
Molecule: messenger RNA, 1312 nt
Organism: Pieris napi
Lineage: Eukaryota; Metazoa; Arthropoda; Insecta; Lepidoptera; Pieridae
Gene: Polr2M
Exons: 1
Coding region: 212-1177 (321 amino acids)
Biological process (GO): transcription elongation by RNA polymerase II
Cellular component (GO): nucleus
Molecular function (GO): transcription elongation factor activity
Source: RefSeq, a predicted model, not a curated record